CUACUUUAUUGUUGACGACUUCUAGUACUCUCGAUAGAUCGACAAAGGACAUCACGCCACUGCGACUCUACCUUAACCCUCGACUUCUCUCUCCCUCUCUCCCUUCCCUCAUACUUCUUACACACUCGACACCACCCUCUUCGCAAUGUCCGACGCCCGCCUCCGACGAGUUCAAAAGGAAAUCAGGGCAUGCCAGCAGGACAAGGACUCGCAGAUCACGAUUGAGCUCGUCGAUAACAACCCGUUCCACCUCAUCGGCGCAUUCCCUGGUCCAAGUGAUACCCCGUACGAGGGCGGCUACUAUGAGGUCGACAUUGUCAUCCCCGACUCGUACCCCUUUGAGCCUGUCAAGAUGAAGUUUAUCACGAAGGUGUAUCACCCCAACAUCUCGUCUGCAAGCGGCGCCAUCUGCCUCGACAUUCUGAAAGACAAGUGGUCGCCAGUGCUCACCCUCAAAUCGACGCUCAUCUCGCUCCAGUCGCUGCUAUGCAGCCCAGAGCCCAAUGACCCGCAGGAUGCUGAGGUGGCCAAGCACUUCCUGGCAUCACGCGACAGCUUCAACGCGACGGCCAAGCACUGGGCCCAGUCGUACGCGCAGGCGCCGGCGACCAAGCGGCAGUCGGACAAGCCGGCAACAGAUGCCGAGCUCGCUGGUCUCUCGGAGGCAAGUGUGGUCAAGUUUACCGACAUGGGUUUUGAGCGCGCGACUGUGAUUGCUACGCUCAAGCGCAUGAACUACCGCGGCAACAACGUGUCCAACAUCAAUGAGAACACUGUGGGUACAGCUGGUAAUGCGGCCACUGACAGACGCCAGGUCAUUGAGGAGCUCCUCAAGUAGUCCUCGUCGGCAUCACACUUGCCGCCACCUUGCAACUGACGCGACCCCCCGGACCCCACCCCGCAUCGAGCCCAGGUGUACACAUACUAGCAUUCCUUGUGUCAUAGAGACACGGGGCUCAUGAAGAUUAUGACAUGGCCGGCGGGCAUGUAUUGAGAGUGGUGCAGUGAUACAGGGUGUGUUGGGUGCGGGCCAGGCUGCUGGCGUUCGGCUGCGGCGGCGGUGUAUGAGGGUUGCCUAUCGCCUGCUGGCGGCCUCCUGGCGCUGCUUCUCGGCGGCCUCGAGCGUCUUUUGCUGGCGGAUUUCUAGCACGCGGCGUUUGUUGAAGUACUCGAUCUGCUCCGUCCACACGACCCCUCAUACUCCUUCCUAAAAGCAGCACAGAACCCCUUCUUGUCCCCCAGCUCGCCGUCGCCGGGCUGCACGACGCCGUGCUGGUCCAAACAGGCAAAGUAGGCGUCGCGCGUGCUCCAGCACUUGGCGCGCUGCUCGCGCGACGGCGCGACGGGCUCGGCCGUUUCGCUCUUGGACGACGAGGAGCCCCAGCCGAAGACCAUGGUGUGGUGUGGUGUGUGUUGUCGGGUUGUCGAGUGUCAAG
Vanrija pseudolonga is the source of this 1436-nucleotide messenger RNA. RefSeq names its product Ubiquitin-conjugating enzyme E2 1 (gene YPT35). The record is from RefSeq and is a predicted model, not a curated record. Gene Ontology annotation, cellular component: endosome. The transcript has 11 exons. Gene Ontology annotation, molecular function: phosphatidylinositol-3-phosphate binding; protein binding. The coding region runs from base 146 to 838 and encodes 230 amino acids. Lineage: Eukaryota; Fungi; Basidiomycota; Tremellomycetes; Trichosporonales; Trichosporonaceae.